Molecule: messenger RNA, 1674 nt
Organism: Chanos chanos (milkfish)
Lineage: Eukaryota; Metazoa; Chordata; Actinopteri; Gonorynchiformes; Chanidae
Product: nesprin-3-like
Exons: 8
Coding region: 1-1674 (557 amino acids)
Source: RefSeq, a predicted model, not a curated record
AUGACUCAGCAGGAGCAAGAUGAGUUUGAUCAGAGUCUGGACAGCGCCCUCUGCUGGAUUAAACAGAUACAGACGAGGCUGGAAUCCAAUGACAACACACAGGGACCCAUGGAAGCUCUGGAGGGUCGGGUACGAGAGACAGAGGAGAUCUGUGAGUUCGAACACGAAGGCAUCGCAAGGGUAGACAUGGUUCUUUCAGCUUCAAAGCCCUUGAUCCAGAAUGGCAGUGAAGAGACAAGGGCUGAGACACGCUCCAAGCUGAGAGAACUCAAAACGCUGUGGGAGGAGACGUCCACAUAUAUCAUCCAUUGUCACAGCCGAGUGAAGUGGGUUUGGCUGCAUUGGUGUGAAUAUGUACGCGCAUACGAAGGUUUCUGGUCAUGGCUGACCAAAGUGCACUCGGAAGUGAUGCGAUACCCGGAGCUGCAGCUUGGGACCAGAGAGAAACUCUGGCAGCUGGAUCAGCACCGCGUGCUUCUGAUAGAUAUCCAGCACCAUGCAGAACCUCUAGAGAGACUACUUGAUGAGGCCGCCACCCUACACAGCAAGACUCAGGACCCAAGCUUGGAACCACAAGCAAUGGAGAACCUCCAGGAUGUUUAUAGACAGGUUCUGCACAAGGCACAGGAGAGAGUGGCAACGCUGGAAAAGAUAGUUGAAGAGCAGCAGACAUAUAAUUCUUCGGUACAGAACUUUCAAGCUUGGCUGGCAACUCAAAACCAUGAACUAAAUCAGUAUUUGGAGGAUGAGAAAUCAACUGAAGACAAGAACAGCACACUCCAGGAGAUCUUUGAGAAGGUUAGUGGUAAAGAGGAGCUCCUGCAACAAAUGGAGCACGUAGCAGAGGAGGUGAAGGCUUGCUCUUCGCCGGAUGGAUCCCUUCAGGUGGUGCGAGAGAUGGAGGCUCUGAGGCAAGCUUGGGAAGGUCUGAGAGAGCGCGUCCUACAGGAGAAGGAGAGCAAGCGCUCCAGCAUGCUUUCUCAACAGGCCCUGGUCUCACAGUGUGAGGAGCUACAUGAGGAGGUCACUCGGCUUCAUGCCAUUGUGAAGAGCCUGAACCAGCAGCUGAAGGAGUUGGAGGAGGACACCCAAAGCAGGAGAGAGAAUAAUAUGGCAAGAGAUUGGCAGCAGACAGUGAAUGUUUACAAUAUGGUGACAUCAGAAGGACCUCGUGUGGAACAGCUGAAGAUUCGACUUGGGGAGCUAAUCAAGCAGUCACGUAACGCAACUUCCAUUUUUAACGAGGUCCUGGCUGUUAUCAAGGAGUUUCAUGGAGUGAAACAUCGGGCGUCGAAGCUGUUUUUGGAAAUGAAAUCAAACUUUCAUCAGAGUUUACAAGAUCUAUUCCAAGAUUUUAGCCAGUGGAGACAAAAGGCCACCAAGUUCCUGGAGAUGUCAGAGGAAUCAGCUGAAAUUAGCCACAUUGCUAUGCUCAUGAAGAGUAUUGAGGUUAAGAUGAAGGAGAGCAAGCAGAAUGUGAAGGAACAUGAAGACUUCAAGGAGAAUCUGCUGGACCUCAACAAAUGGAUGGUAGGAAUAAGACGGAGGCUGGACACGUUCUGUGAUGCUACUGGAGAAUGCAGAGUAGAAGACUGCCGCAUUGAUGCUGAGGUUCGGAAAUUUAUCGAUCUCUCAGCCAGCUGUUCAGAACCUGAACCUGAACCUGAACCGUGA